Notothenia coriiceps (black rockcod) is the source of this 354-nucleotide messenger RNA. Its product is annotated as high choriolytic enzyme 2-like. Gene Ontology annotation, molecular function: metalloendopeptidase activity; zinc ion binding. The annotation marks the transcript as partial. Gene Ontology annotation, biological process: proteolysis. Lineage: Eukaryota; Metazoa; Chordata; Actinopteri; Perciformes; Nototheniidae. The transcript has 2 exons. The record is from RefSeq and is a predicted model, not a curated record.
AACCACAGCUGCUUUGUUUCUUUCUCCUCAGCUUCUCGUGAGCGCUCCAUCAUCGAGCGCGGCCUGACUUCCUUCCACGAUGUUUCCUGCAUUCGCUUCGUCAGACGCACGGGCCAGAGAGACUUCCUGAACAUCCAUUCAGAUGGCGGCUGCUACUCGUACGUGGGGCGUCGGGGCUACUCCCAGACGGUGUCUCUGGACCAGCAGGGCUGCCUGUAUCACAGCACGGUUCAACACGAGCUGCUGCACGCGCUCGGGUUCAACCACGAGCAGUGCCGCUCCGACAGAGACCAGCACAUCUGGAUCCUGUGGAAGAACAUCCAUCCUCUAAAACACCCUCAAAUAAGCCCUUAA